This is a messenger RNA of Aspergillus heteromorphus CBS 117.55, 1524 nucleotides long. Its product is annotated as Zn(II)2Cys6 transcription factor domain-containing protein. Gene Ontology annotation, molecular function: DNA-binding transcription factor activity, RNA polymerase II-specific; zinc ion binding. Gene Ontology annotation, biological process: regulation of DNA-templated transcription. The transcript is spliced from 2 exons. Bases 1 to 1524 code for a protein of 507 amino acids. The record is from RefSeq and is a predicted model, not a curated record. NCBI's taxonomy places the organism in Eukaryota, Fungi, Ascomycota, Eurotiomycetes, Eurotiales, Aspergillaceae.
AUGGUCCGUCAUGGAAGAUUGUCGAAAGGAUGCCAGGUCUGUCGGAAGCGAAAGAUCAAGUGUGAUCAGAAGCUUCCGGCAUGUAGUCAGUGCGUGAAAGCGGGCUGGAAGUGUCCCCAAUAUGCUGAUUCGGUGGACCGGAUGUUUCAAUAUCAGCCAACAAGAGACUCCAAAUCGUCCCUACCGGCCACUACCAUCAAAUCUAACCUCACCGACACUCACGGGACCAAAGUCCAUGAGUUGUCUCUCUGCAAGCUUCCAAAACAGAUCAUACAACCUGUACAAUGUCGAGCGAUCGAUUUCUUCCUCCAGACACACACCUUCCAGGAGAAUGGUGUCAUCCGCGGCCACUACGAAUACUUACCUGCAUUCAGCCACGAGAUCACGACCGACACGCAAGUCGUGACAAGCUUGACUGCCGUUGCCCUCGCCGCGUAUGCGUAUAAAUUCCAGUACCCUGAACUCCUCGACGCAGCCCGGCGUCAGUAUGUAUACUCUCUUCGGUACAUGAAAGACGCCCUAUCAUGUCAUGAAAAAGCAGUAGAGGAUAACACGCUCAUCUCCGUGUUACUUCUCAACACCUACGAGGGUCUCACAUGCGAAACCAAAGCGUCACUGCCCCAUAGAGAGGCGCAUCUGAAAGGCGCAAUGACGAUCCUAGCUCUCCGAGACAGGGGCUUGGUUCGGUCUCGUCGCGGAUUGCAGCUCUUCCGGCAGACGUCGCUGUGUCUUACGCUGAGCUGUUUGAUUCAUUCACUUCGGGUCCCUGCGGGACUGAUGGAUCUUCAUCUUGUCUCUGCGGGAUACAUGGAUACGGGUGAACCGGCGUGGAGAUUAUCGGAUGUGAUGAUCAAGCUGGCUGGUUUUCGUGCGGAUAUUAGGGAAGCGGUCCUCUGUGACCCUGGGAAUAUAAUCCAAGCCGCUGGGGCGAUAGAUGCUGAGCUCCUCUGCCUGGAAGGUGACAUGGUCGCAAAGAUGCCGUUUCAGACGCUCUCGGCCGCAGAGAAGAGUGACCUUGUCUGGGACACCUAUUACCAUGUCUACCCCGAUCUGUGGGCGGCAGCUGCGUGGAACCAUGUGCAUUCGUGUCGCAUAGUCCUGCAUAGCGAGAUCAAAUCCCAACUGGAGACCAUCCUUGCUACGUCACCGGAUUCCUUCUCCCCAGCAGAUGCACAGCAAUAUGAGCAAUGCAGGCUAACAUUACAACAUCUCACUUCGGAGAUUUGCGCCUCGAUGCCGCAAUACUGUGACUAUCUGCCACUUCUAUCUGACGGGACGCAGCAACAGCCUAAGGCCCGGGAAAACGAGAUAAGCUACGGUAACAACCAGUCUAGCGCUAUACCCACAACCGCUGGAAUAUAUCAAUUUUUCUGGCCACUGCUGAAUGCAGGACAGGUCACUCAAUCGCAGAGCCAGCGGGACUGGAUCAUUGAUCGCUGUCGCUAUAUGGGGAGGAUGAGCGGUAUUCAGCAAGCAUAUGCUCUGGCGGAGAUCCUGGAAGAUGGCACGGGGAUGAUGUGCUAG